Messenger RNA from Biomphalaria glabrata, 2141 nucleotides. Its product is annotated as acyloxyacyl hydrolase-like. The coding region runs from base 97 to 1833 and encodes 578 amino acids. Gene Ontology annotation, biological process: negative regulation of inflammatory response; lipopolysaccharide catabolic process. NCBI's taxonomy places the organism in Eukaryota, Metazoa, Mollusca, Gastropoda, Planorbidae. The record is from RefSeq and is a predicted model, not a curated record. Gene Ontology annotation, molecular function: acyloxyacyl hydrolase activity; calcium ion binding. The transcript is spliced from 19 exons.
ACUCCAUAAGGGAGAGAAGCCUUUGGGGACAAUCACAAGUGGUAUUUGGAAUUCAAGAUCUUGAGUUCAUGUGUUUGACCAGACUGCAGUGUCAUCAUGUCCAUCGUGGUCAGCAAGUGGUCAGUGGUGAUGGGGCUCAUGCUGGUGGCCAUUGUUCCUGUGACUCACCAAUCAGUAAAUGGAGGCACCAACUGCGCAACUUGCAGUGUGAUCGUAGCUUUAGUGGAACAGUACAGCGAGUUCCACAACACUAGCAUCGUCACAACCCUGGAGAAACUCUGCUCAUUUCUACCGACUGAGAUCAAGCCUUUGUGUAAUCUAGCAGUUAAGACACUCGGCCCUGCUUUGAUACAGCUUAUCGUGGAUGGAGCUGAUCCAGAUGUGGCUUGCCAUGCUCUGAAGUUCUGUCACACUGAUCCAGGUCAACCAACCUGCCAUUCAAUGUUACCGCCGUCUGCCGCUAGUUUAAAUGAAUGGCAAUUUCAACAAAGAGUGGAUGCAGCUAGACAGUCAAUCAUUCCAUUGUUACAAAAGCAGUCCAACUUCAAGUUGGGUGUUGAUAUUUGUGAUGUUCCUGGGAUUAAAGAAAUAUGUGACUGGAUAAAAAAAACUGUAGCCAAUCAGAUCCCAGCAGUUGAUUUGGACAAAGACGGUUUUAGUACGUACUAUAGUUUGCGUGGUACUGCCUGGAGAGGAAAAGAUUGUUCUGAUGAUUUCAACUACGUCUAUCCCGGAGUUAUACCAAAAGAUGGAGAUGACAUCAUGGAUUCUAAUUGUAAUGGUAUAUAUGGAGUCAAUCUAACAAGCAAAAAAACAUAUGAAGAUGAACUGUGCGCAAACUAUCAGCCCAGAGGUGUUGCCGUCUUGGGGGACUCUGUAGGUGCCCAUUUUCAUCUCCCUCCACAGUGGUUUGAUGCAACAAUUAUAUCUGAGAAAGCAUUCACAAAUGCAGUUAUGAUCAUAGAGAAUGAAAUUGAUUGGCCAAUGAUGUCAACUACUACUGGUUAUGGUACUAAUGAAUGGCCUGAUGUUAUAACUGGUCCAGUGGACUCCGUCUACCUAAGACUCAGACAGAGAAACAGGUGUAACCACAGAGACUACCAGAAUAUAGCAGCCAAUGGUGAAGAUUCAAAUUCUGUGAAUAGCAUUGUUAAAACGUUGUCCAGAAAUGCACAAAACGAUCGACCUAUGGUUGUGUUUUAUGCAUUGGUUGGUAAUGAUGUCUGCAAUGGACAUCCAGACACGUUUGAUCACAUGACUACACCAGCAGAAAUGUAUAACAACACAAUGCUGACUUUGGAUUACCUGGCCAAAGUCUUACCUAACAAUAGUCAUGUGGUUCUAAUUGGUCUAGCAGACGGCAGAGUUCUGUUUGAUAAUAUGGGCCCAAGGAUUCACCCAACUUCUACAUACUGGGGAACAUUUACUUAUGGAAAAUUUUAUGAUUACAUGAAUUGUUUACAAAUCUCUCCAUGCAUGGGGUGGAUGAACACUAAUCAAACCAUGAGAGAUCUGACAACUAAGAGAGCCCAAGAACUGUCAGCAGUUCUGUCCAGUAUCUCACAAACACAGAAAGGACGUUACUCCAAUUUUGAUUUAUAUUAUCUGGACAAUCCAAUUAAUCAAGCCAUCAAAAAGUGGGUGGCUCAAGGUGGGCAAGCUUGGCAAUUAAUAGAGCCUGUGGAUGGUUUCCAUGACAACCAGAUGGGUCAAGCCUUUGUAGCUGGCGUUAUCUGGGAUGAUCUAAUGGCCAUGUCUCCAGAUAUAUUUGGCCCAGUAAAUCCCAACAAUGACCAGAUUGGGAAUCUUUUUGGUGACCAGGGUGGCUACUGAUGUCUGAAUCUUUUAAGUCAUUUUACAUGAGUCUUUCAAACAUAAAAUCUUCAUUGCACAGAGUGAUUCAUAUAAUGUGAGAAACUCUUUUGUGUGUGACAGUACAUUCAGUCGUAGAUUUCAACUCACAAAGUGUUUCCAAGUCAUUCUAUUUAUAGACCAAGUCUUUCAAAACAAGUUGCUUAUAGUGAAUAAACAUCUUGUGUUGUUUUUUUUUAAUGCAGAAUAUGUCGACUCUGUAUAUAUGCAUGAAUGUAUGUAAUGUUGGAAUACAUAUUGUAAAUAAAAUAUCUUUGAAAUGACAAAAA